AUGUCAGACUCCGAGCUUGCAGCCAAGGAAGCCUACUUCAAAGAACACGAACUCAUGGAUACGUCCAACGAUGCACAAGACACCCUGGACAACAGCGCGAAUAAGCUCGAACAAGCACUAAGAGAAUCGAGAUCCACGAGACCCACAUCCCUCACAAGACAAACAAGUAACUUUCUCGGACUGACACCAAGAGAGGCGUUCGAAGCGCAUACAAGGAAACUACGCGAGACAGAGCGACAGGCGGGCCAUAAGCCGAUGCGCUCAUCUACGGCGCCCGAAUCAGAACGUAUCAGAGGCUCUCCAGCCACGAAACCACGCAGUAGGACAACGGUAACAUCUGCUGGUCCGAAAAUCAAGCUAAGAAGGGUAUUGUCCUCACCUGAGACAGCUGACAAAGAUUUUACACCGUUCUACAUUCGAGUAGGUGAUGUUCCCCGAGAGUGCGGGAACAAGAGGAACCCUAAACCAGCGAUCAACAUUCAGCUGGAUCCUGAGUACAAACAAUAUCUCAAGGGCAAAGUCGUAUAUUUCUACCCACCGAACGACGAUAUUCUCACAACUCGGAGACGUCGUAUACACAAAGUAAUACAACUUGGAGCUGCUUGGGUCAAAACAUGGAGAGAAGACAUCACACACGUCAUCGUGGAUGAUGACCAGUACACAUACAUGAGCUUGUUGAAACAUUUGAACAUGCCAGGACUCCCCAAGGAUAUUGUACUAGUCAAGUACGAACCAUAUGUACCGGAGUGUAUACAAUUCCGAGGGCUCCAAGACCCGAGCUGGCCACGGUUUGCUCCAAAAGGCGCGCCCAAUAGUAGAGGACUCAAACAGCCGACGCUGCAAUCAAAUGCUUCGGCCGCUUCGCAGACGCCGCUACAGGUCAAAUCGUCAACACGACAGACGACUGCAUGCUUGCAGAAUACUGAUUCACAUCCAGAAAAAGAAGAUGUCCCUGCUACCCAGAUCACUGCAGAUAUAGCUCCAUCUGGCUCUUUGGACGAAACUGUUAGAGAUAGUUUUGUCAUGCUAUCUUCGAGCGUCAAGAAAGCUACGCAACCAAAGGCUAUCGAUAAGUUCGACGAUGAUCUUUCUCGGGCUAUACUAGAAGCCAAAGCCACAUCACACUUGCUGCUGGAGGAGGACGAGGAUGUGGAGGACUCAGAUACAGACGAAGAGCCCGUGGCAACGACUCCCAAACUACCGAAUAAGUUUAAUUUCAUCUCGAAAGCAUCAGCCUUACGUGAAAAGAAGCCCUUCAACCAAAACGUAUUCCAGUAUAUGAAUCCGGGUGCUCAAGGCUAUACGUCCCCGAAUCCCAAUGCCCGAACCAUUGAGAUCUUGGGCCAGAUGUGCAAAUACUACGAGCAGACGCAGGACACAUGGCGGCCGAUAAGCUACCGCAAGUGCAUAACUACAUUGAAGAAGCAGACUACCAAGAUCAACACUGCGAAACAAGCUGCAGCACUUCCUGGUAUUGGUUUGCGACUGGCCGACAAGAUUGAAGAGAUUGUGCUCACCGAUCAUCUUCGCAGACUGGAAAGUACUCGAGAUGACCCUCUAGAUUCAGUUCUCCGAUUGUUUCUUGGUGUCUAUGGCGCUGGACUUGUUCAGGCUAAUAGAUGGAUCCAAGCGGGUUAUCGUACGCUCGACGAUCUUCGAAUCAAGGCGAGGCUUACCGAGAGCAACAAAGUCGGCGUAGAGCGUUAUGAUGACUUCAACUCUAGGAUACCACGCGCUGAGGUGGAAGCACACGGCGCCAUCCUCGUAAAAGAAUUGCAGAAGAUCGAUACCAAAUUCAAUGCUACCAUUAUGGGUAGUUAUCGCCGAGGCGCAGAAGACUCGGGCGAUAUCGAUGUGAUACUUACAAAACCCGGUACUUCGCUUGCCGUCAUGCGGACAACGGUAUUCGAAGUCCUAGUCCCUCGUCUCUACAAGAUUGGAUUUUUGAAAGCAUCCCUAGCGACUUCUCGAUCCAACGACGCUACAGGGUCAAAGUGGCAUGGAGCUUCUUGUCUCCCGACCUCAGAGGUCUGGCGCAGGAUGGACUUUCUCCUUGUACCGGAAGAGGAAAUGGGAGCUGCGCUGAUAUACUUCACUGGCAAUGACAUUUUCAAUCGCAGCAUCCGACUGCUGGCACGCAAGAAGAAUAUGAGGUUGAAUCAAAGGGGGUUGUACAAGGACGUUCAUCGAGGGAGAAGGGGUGAGAAGCUGAACGAGGGUGUCUUAGUAGAGGCUAGGAGCGAGAAAAAGAUUUUCGAGGUGCUGGGUGUACCUUGGAGGGAGCCGUAUGAGCGAAUCUGCUAG
Molecule: messenger RNA, 2304 nt
Organism: Alternaria arborescens
Lineage: Eukaryota; Fungi; Ascomycota; Dothideomycetes; Pleosporales; Pleosporaceae
Exons: 1
Coding region: 1-2304 (767 amino acids)
Biological process (GO): double-strand break repair via nonhomologous end joining
Cellular component (GO): nucleus
Molecular function (GO): DNA-directed DNA polymerase activity; DNA binding
Source: RefSeq, a predicted model, not a curated record